CGCCUCCUUCUGAAACCUCUCGCGGUUCUUCUGGGUGUCGGCCUCCGCGCAGCUCGAGAGAGAGGGGUUGGAAUCGAAAAUGGUGGCGCCGAAGAAGACGAAGAAGACCCAUGAGAGCAUCAACACCAGGCUCGCUCUCGUCAUGAAGAGCGGCAAAUACACUCUCGGUUACAAAACCGUCAUCGAUUCCCUACGCAGCUCCAAAGGCAAGUUGAUCAUUAUCUCCAACAAUUGCCCGCCUCUUCGGAAGUCGGAAAUCGAAUACUAUGCGAUGCUUGCGAAGAUUGGGGUUCACCAUUACAACGGAAACAAUGUUGAGCUCGGUACAGCCUGCGGCAAGUAUUUCCGCGUUUCGUGCCUUAGCAUCAUCGAUGCAGGUGAUUCGGAUAUCAUAAAGACUCUACCUGGUGAUCAUUGAGGAACGCUGGAUAUCGCCCCCAUUUUUGAAAGUGCAAUUGGGUUUGUAGGCUUGCUUUCAUUAAAAUACUCUGAUUUUCUAUGAGGAUGUAUUCUUUUUCCAUUAGUAGGAGGAUACUUCCGAUAUAUGAGGUUAUCUUAUCUUAGAAGUGAUCUUCACGGUGUUAUGAGAAUCGUCUAAAGUUAAAUUUUAUUAUGUUAGAGAAAUCCCAUUAUGGGUUUUCUUUUCA
This is a messenger RNA of Pyrus x bretschneideri (Chinese white pear), 647 nucleotides long. RefSeq names its product 60S ribosomal protein L30. Gene Ontology annotation, cellular component: cytosolic large ribosomal subunit. The record is from RefSeq and is a predicted model, not a curated record. The transcript is spliced from 4 exons. Gene Ontology annotation, molecular function: structural constituent of ribosome; RNA binding. NCBI's taxonomy places the organism in Eukaryota, Viridiplantae, Streptophyta, Magnoliopsida, Rosales, Rosaceae. The coding region runs from base 80 to 418 and encodes 112 amino acids.